CUGCGCGUUCAUGAUUAUGAAGUCGACGUGCACAGCUUGUAACCUGCACUCUAAAGCGAGCUAAGCUUCCUCCAAUAAGAUGUUUACGGGUUAUCCACGGUGGAGCACCCGAAUAAUCAGACGAAGCACGGCAGAAUGGUGUAGCUCUUAACUGACAUGGGUGAAGACACCUGUGUGUUUCUCGGCAACGCUCAUAGCUAAAGCAGAGGUUGGCAGGAUGGGUGAGCGAGGCGUCAGUGGUCCCGUGGCUGCGAUCUCUCCAGUGCAGCAGAUGCUGGCCUCUGGCACUGGAGCCCUCGUCACAUCUCUGUUUGUCACGCCACUAGACGUUGUGAAGAUCAGGCUGCAGGCUCAGCAGACACCGUUCCACCAAGCUUCAGCGUCUUUUUCUGCUCCGUGGGAUGGUGUCUCACGUCAUUCCAAGUGGAAGUGUUUCCUGUAUUGUAAUGGGCUGAUGGAUCACAUCUAUGUUUGUCAGAAUGGAACCAGUUGCACCAGCUGGUACAAAAAGCCGACUCAGUUCAGCGGGACUCUUGAUGCAUUUGUGAAAAUCACUCGCCAUGAAGGUCUUCGGUCUCUGUGGAGCGGGCUACCACCAACUUUGGUGAUGGCAGUACCUGCCACUGUCAUUUACUUCACCUGCUACGACCAGUUGCGGGACUUCCUGAGAUUCGGUGUGGGUCUUCAGGGCAGUCAUGUCCCUCUUGUUGCUGGGGGUCUUGCCAGAUUGGGAGCCGUGACAGUGAUUAGCCCACUGGAACUGGUCAGGACCAAGAUGCAGUCCCGUCAGCUGUCCUACAGCGAGCUGCGGACAUGUAUCCGCUCUGCUGUGGCCCAGAAUGGACUUCUGUCCCUGUGGAGGGGCUGGGGACCCACCGUUCUCAGAGAUGUACCCUUUUCAGCUUUGUACUGGUUUAACUAUGAAAUGGUGAAGGCCCGGCUUUGUGAACAGUCUGAAGUUCCUCAGGCCAACUUCUCUAUCAGCUUUACUGCAGGAGCUGUUUCUGGAGCAAUCGCUGCAAUCCUGACGCUGCCCUUCGAUGUUGUGAAGACUCGCAGACAGAUCCAGCUGGGAGAGAUGGACACUUUGGGAGUUUCUGUGAAGAGAACGUCAUCCACCUGGCACAUCAUGAAGGAAAUACGGGCCGAGUUGGGCUACAGGGGCCUUUUUGCAGGUUUCAUGCCCAGGGUGAUCAAAGUGGCCCCAGCCUGCGCUGUUAUGAUAAGCAGCUAUGAGUUUGGAAAGGCCUUCUUCCAAAAGAUGAACCUUGAUCAAGAGCGGCUGGCAUUGUGAGGGCUGUCACUGUGCCGCUGGUUGUUUGUCACAGCAAAACAUGCCGAGAAUAAUUCGGGACAGGUCUGAAGAUUUAGCCCAUUUGUGGAGAUCUCUUUUUUUGCAGAUCCACCCACCUCACCACUUACCCCGCAUCCCUGGACACAAUAAGGAGCCUGAAUCCCAGGCAGAGAUUUUCUGGGACCACAAACUUUGUGUGCUUAAUGGAGUAAAGUUUAAAGAUAGAAACUUUGUUUAGUGGUUAUGUAAAGGAACAUGUACCAAAUCAUUGUAGUCUUAUUGUGCUCUCAUUUUUCCAAUGAAACUGAGGCAAUGGGGAGUAAAUCUCAGUGAAGACCCUGAACCUGCUCACCUGCUGUUCAGGACAGUGGGGGAGGGAAACCACCUUAAAGACUGCGUCCUUAUCGGGUGAAAGGAAAAUGUUCCUUUUCCUGCACUUUGGAUUGUGUGACAGACUGCAUGGUGUGUCCAGGCCUGUUCAUUGCAGAGUUCCUGUCAAUGUAAAGCAUGACAAUUUUGACAUUUAUCUGCUGUGUAGAUGAGUAAAUGAUAUGGUUCGUAUGCUGGAUAGAUUCGGAGCACUCUUACGUUUGCAAAACAAGUGCUGUGAAAUGAAAUCAUAAAAAGCAACUUAAGCUUC
Molecule: messenger RNA, 1934 nt
Organism: Pelmatolapia mariae (spotted tilapia)
Lineage: Eukaryota; Metazoa; Chordata; Actinopteri; Cichliformes; Cichlidae
Gene: slc25a39
Product: solute carrier family 25 member 39
Exons: 12
Coding region: 218-1294 (358 amino acids)
Biological process (GO): mitochondrial transmembrane transport
Cellular component (GO): mitochondrion
Source: RefSeq, a predicted model, not a curated record